AUGGUGACAACCGUCAAGCCGAAUACCUCCUUCGAUACACUCAGACGGGAAGACCUAUUCCGCAAUCCACCAAAAGACAAAUCUGCCUUUCCGGCAUUACUGGGUGCCGUGAAGCCGCAUAUCGAGUCUUUCAAUGCGAUCACUGCCGAGGGUGGCUUGCUGGACCUCGCGCGGCAAGAUAUAGGUGUGAAAUUGUUGGGGAAUAAGCUUUCUCUAAGAAUUGACAAGAUUUACGUUGGAAAACCAAAGAUUAGCGAGAGGGAUAAGACUACGCUGAGGAGAGAGAUUUUACCUGCAGAGUGUAGGGAGAGACAUAUCACCUACCGAGGGAAACUCUCGGUGAAACUGGGAUUGAGGAUUAAUGAUGGCCCGUGGGUAUCGCAGGAUCGGGAGGUGGGGAAUAUUCCAAUUAUGGUGCGGUCAAACCGAUGCCACCUAGAAAACCUCGCCCCACACGACCUCGUCGAACGAAAAGAAGAGUCGGAAGAACUAGGCGGGUACUUCAUCGUCAACGGCAUCGAGAAGUUAAUCCGUCUGCUCAUCGUACAGCGCCGGAACCAUCCAAUGGCUAUCAUUCGACCUUCCUUCACCGGCAGGGGAAAGUCUUACACAAAUAUGGGAAUUCAAAUCCGUUGUGUGCGGCCGGACCAGAGUUCGCAGACUAAUGUCCUUCAUUACCUCAAUGACGGAAAUGUCACGUUUCGCUUCUCGUGGCGGAAGAAUGAGUACCUUGUCCCAGUCAUCAUGAUCAUGAAGGCUCUUGUCGAGACCAACGAUCGGGAGAUCUUCGAUGGGUUGCUGACGACGAAGGAUAUGGAGAAUACGUUUUUGACGGAUCGGGUGGAGUUGUUACUUAGGACGUUCAAGGGGUAUCAGCUGCUCACCCAGAAGGAGAACUUGCAGCACUUGGGUGAGAAGUUUAGGAUUGUGAUGGGGGUGUCGCCGGAUCUGAGUGAUGUAGAGGUUGGGAGGGAGUUCUUGAAAAAAAUUGCUUUGGUACAUCUUGAGGAUCCUAGGGAUAAAUACCGGUUGCUGCUGUUCAUGGCUCGGAAGCUGUAUGCCUUAGCGGAGGGGACGUGUCAGGCGGAUAAUCCUGAUGCCAUUCAACAUCAGGAAGUUCUCCUCGGAGGGUUCCUCUAUGGCAUGAUUAUUAAAGAGCGCGCAGAGGAGUAUUUGGAAUCGAUUGUGAGAGAGGUACAGAGAGAGGUCCAAAGAGGUAACGUGCUGGAUUUCAAUAAUAAGGAGCAUCGAACAAGGAUGUUCCAGCGGACGAGUGAGAAUAUAGGAAAAAGUCUGGAGUAUUUUAUCUCCACCGGAAAUUUAUCUUCUCCUAGUGGUCUAGAUUUACAGCAGGUUUCGGGAUUCACCAUUGUGGCGGAAAAGAUCAAUUUUUAUCGUUUCAUUUCGCAUUUCAGGAUGGUGCAUAGAGGUAGCUUCUUUGCGCAGUUGAAAACCACCACUGUUCGAAAGUUGCUGCCUGAAAGUUGGGGAUUCUUAUGCCCGGUGCAUACGCCCGACGGAAGUCCUUGUGGAUUGCUCAACCAUCUCGCGCAUAAAUGCCAAGUCAUAACUGCUCCUUCGGAUGUUUCUUCUAUUCGCAAGACUCUUGUUUCGCUAGGGGUUACAUCACCAGCCACUUCACCUCUUCCUCACUCUGCGACACUGUGUGUUCAGCUAGAUGGGUGUAUUGUAGGUUGGUGUUCACCAAAGCUCGCGAAUGUAGUCGCGGAUACUCUGCGAUUCUGGAAGGUUGAGGGGAGCCACGGCGUACCACUUGACUUGGAAAUCGGAUAUGUUCCUAUAUCUCGGUGCGGUCAAUACCCCGGUAUCUACCUUUUCUCACAGCAGGCGCGAAUGAUCCGGCCAGUCAAGUAUCUACCUCUGGAUAAGGAGGACCUGGUCGGCCCAUUCGAACAGCCGUAUGAGAGUCAACACAUGUUGAAUUCGAUCCCACAAAUAUUUUAUCCAUCGUUGCGAACAUGA
Molecule: messenger RNA, 1983 nt
Organism: Tuber melanosporum (Perigord truffle)
Lineage: Eukaryota; Fungi; Ascomycota; Pezizomycetes; Pezizales; Tuberaceae
Exons: 6
Coding region: 1-1983 (660 amino acids)
Biological process (GO): DNA-templated transcription
Cellular component (GO): RNA polymerase I complex; nucleus
Molecular function (GO): DNA binding; ribonucleoside binding; DNA-directed RNA polymerase activity
Source: RefSeq, a predicted model, not a curated record